Messenger RNA from Aspergillus chevalieri, 501 nucleotides. RefSeq names its product DUF504 domain-containing protein. Lineage: Eukaryota; Fungi; Ascomycota; Eurotiomycetes; Eurotiales; Aspergillaceae. The coding region runs from base 1 to 501 and encodes 166 amino acids. The record is from RefSeq and is a predicted model, not a curated record. The transcript is spliced from 2 exons.
AUGGCUUCCUAUGCCCCGUUGACACCACCAGAGCAUGAAGUAUGCCCCAAGGAACAUUCCAACGAAGAUAACAGUCCCACCCCUACACCAUCGUCGCAUGAAAAUACGUCCAGCAAGCAGGUCUCUCGCGAAGCAAGCCCGGCUGCUUCGGAGACAGCAGAUGAGGUAUACAGGUCGCCGAGAUCAACACCAAGAGGACCCGAAUCAACGGAGAACAGACUCCGACCGGCAGCAGAUGUCAUCAAUCGCAUAAUCUGGGAUGCCAAAUUCGACAGCGAAGACUAUAUCAUCGGAUACGAAGAUAGAUUCAAUGGUCGCCUGGAAGCUUGUCUAGGUACCUGGAAGAAGGACUUGACCGAUGAGGAAUUUAUUCCGCAGCAUCGGAUUCUGUAUAUCAAGCGGAAGUCAGAUGGCGAAAUUGUGUGGGAUAAGAGGAGGAGGACCGACAAGAUCUUCUACAGUGGGAAUUCGGCGUACAGUUGGCUGUCAUUCCUUAAUUAG